Aspergillus brunneoviolaceus CBS 621.78 is the source of this 1755-nucleotide messenger RNA. RefSeq names its product putative actin-related protein RO7. NCBI's taxonomy places the organism in Eukaryota, Fungi, Ascomycota, Eurotiomycetes, Eurotiales, Aspergillaceae. The coding region runs from base 1 to 1755 and encodes 584 amino acids. The record is from RefSeq and is a predicted model, not a curated record. The transcript has 2 exons. Gene Ontology annotation, biological process: microtubule-based movement.
AUGGCUAGCACAUCAUUCACCAAUUCUGGGUACGAUGACAACAAGCGUCCCUUUUCCAUGAGCAGUCUGCGCGGGACUCCAUCCUCCCCCCACACCCCGCAACAUCACCUGCGAUCCAACAACUCCUCCUUCGCCAGCACCACGUCGAGCACUUCAUUCCGCGGCGAAGAAGAUGCCAUCAUCUUUGAGCUUGGUGCCCGCUGGCUUCGGGCUGGCUUUGAGGGUGAAAGCGCCCCGAUGUGUAUGGUAAGCUGCGGCCCCGAAGAAUGCCGCCGCGUGGGCGACUACCGCGGCUGGUUGAAGACGAACAACCCAGAUACCGACCCGGCACAGUCGCGCCCGCUUGUCAACCCGGAAGACUGGGCGAGCGCCUACGAGCUCUGGAAGAUGGAUCUUCGGGAGGCCGACCUGGGCCUUGUGGAGGACAAGAUUGAGCGGGUGUUCCGAGAGACCUACAACAAAUACCUGUUGACGGACGCGGGCACGUCGCGACUGGUGCUGGUGCUCCCCGCCAUCAUGCCGCACCCGUUGCUGUCGGCCAUGCUGUCGACGCUUUUCAGUCGGUGGCGGUUCCCGAGCAUCACGUUGUUGACUAGUGCUACAAUGGCGGCGACAGCGGCCGGGGUGCGCUCCGCCUUGGUGGUGGAUAUCGGCUGGGCGGAGACGGUGGUCACGGGGGUGUAUGAGUAUCGCGAGAUCGCAAUCAAGCGGAGCACACGGGCUAUGAAAGCCCUGCUGCAGGAGACGGGUCGAAUGCUCACAAGUAUCCCAACGGCGCGGCGAGGUGUUGUCUCGCAAUCAGCACCGGGCGACAGUGGAAUAUCGGUCCGCUUCGAGUUCUGCGAAGAAGUCGCCAGCAGAUUUCUAUGGUGUAGGCCCCGGGAGAGUCCCUCAUCAGCAGAUUUGCAGCAGCAGCAGCAGCAGGAACCACAACCAAACGACAGCGAAACCGAGCCCACCACACAACACUCCCCUCUCUCCUCCCUCUUGCAACGGACAGUGGAGAUCCCGUCCCCCUCGAACCCAGGAUCUACCUACAUCAACCUCCCCUUCUCCACCUUUAGCGAACCCGUCGAAAGCGUCCUCUUUGCUGCUGGCACAGCAGACUGUGAGCUCGACGACGAAGAAAAGCCUCUCCCGCUCCUGAUCUAUAAUGCCCUACUUACCCUGCCGCCCGACGCCCGCGGCACCUGCAUGUCACGCAUCAUCUUCACCGGCGGCGGCGCCAACAUCCCCGGCAUCCGCCAACGAAUCCUGGCGGACGUUGCAGCCCUUGUCGCCGAACACGGCUGGUCGCCCGUCCGCGGCAAAGUCAUUGAACAACAACGACGCAAGCUUGCUAACCUCCGAAUCUCCCCUUCGUCUCGAGCCCCCAAGCAACAACAACAACAGCAGCAGCAGCAAAUCCCUGAAGACCCCCCCAAAACCUCGGACGAAGAGGACCUCAAAGACCCCAUCGAGCAGAAAAUCCGGCGGAACAAUCGCGACCGCGACCGCGACGCGCUCCCGCCGUCCGUACAGGGGGUGCUGCGCGAGGUCGAAUCGCUGGGCCCCUGGGCCGGGGCGAGCUUGACCACCAACCUCAAGAUCCGGGGUCUGGUGGAGAUCGAGCGCGAGAAGUACCUCCAGCAUGGUCUUGCGGGGGCGACUCGCGACUUCGAGACCCACGGGCACCACGUCCCCGAUCGGCGGUCGGGGUUGAGGGCCGGAGGCGGCGGGGAUCGGUCGAGUUGGACGCUGGCGGGGUGGGGGUAG